GUUCGCGUCUGGCGCUACCUGAAGGGCAAGGACAUCGUGAGCCACGAGAUCCUGCAGGACGGCGGCAACAAGGUGGUGAUCGGUGGCUUCGGGGACCCGCAGAUCUGUGACAAUCAGGUGGCCACGGGYGACACGCGCAUCUUCUUCGUCAACCCCGCCCCGCGCGCGCUCUGGCCGGCGCACCGGCACGCGCUGAUGCUCAACUCCAGCCUGAUGCGCAUCACGCUGCGCAACCUGGAGGAGGUGGAGCACUGCGUCGAAGGUAAAAACAAAAUUUUAAUCCUUUUUGGGAUGGAAAUGGGGUCAGGGGCGGUGGGGACGCUUUGGGGUCGGCCCCUCAAGGAUUUCUGGGGCGAUUUGAACCCCGAGGGC
This is a messenger RNA of Malurus melanocephalus (red-backed fairy wren), 372 nucleotides long. RefSeq names its product agrin-like. The transcript is spliced from 2 exons. Gene Ontology annotation, molecular function: laminin binding. The record is from RefSeq and is a predicted model, not a curated record. The annotation marks the transcript as partial. Lineage: Eukaryota; Metazoa; Chordata; Aves; Passeriformes; Maluridae. Gene Ontology annotation, biological process: receptor clustering; G protein-coupled acetylcholine receptor signaling pathway.